Molecule: messenger RNA, 4493 nt
Organism: Eleginops maclovinus (Patagonian blennie)
Lineage: Eukaryota; Metazoa; Chordata; Actinopteri; Perciformes; Eleginopidae
Gene: trim62.1
Product: tripartite motif containing 62, tandem duplicate 1
Exons: 6
Coding region: 611-2137 (508 amino acids)
Biological process (GO): protein ubiquitination; positive regulation of canonical NF-kappaB signal transduction; innate immune response
Cellular component (GO): cytoplasm
Molecular function (GO): protein binding; zinc ion binding; ubiquitin protein ligase activity
Source: RefSeq, a predicted model, not a curated record
CGCAACGCGUUUUAAAGUGAACAUUAACGGUCCAUUCUCAUGUCAACUCAUACGGUUAUAUUUUCUAUGAAGUCAAACAGUUUGUUAAACGAAUCAAGUUGCAUUUCGUGGUAUUUAGCUUGUUUAUUUGUUGUUAUUAAGGUAGCUAGACAGCGAUGCUAACUGGAGAUUGAGGAAGUUUGAGCCACUCCAUGUAUCGGUGAAGUUACAUUACAAGAUAAACGUAUAUUGUGUUUUUUAGGCUUGUAUUAACUCAACACAUUACUUAUAUGUUGUAUUUAAAACGAACAUGCCAUUUUGAUACGUUUUUUAUCAACGAACAGCCGUUAUCUUUCAAUGAUUAUGUUUGAUAACCCCCCCUCCGUUCAAUGCAGUUGGUUGCGUCUGUUGCCGCUGAGAGCUGCUCUCCUUCCUGAAAGACACUUGCAUUGGAGCCACGGAUGUCGCUUUGAAGGGGUAGAGACGUUAAAGCUGAAGAUUCCUGAGGAUCUUGUCAUCUUGUCUUGUUCUUUCCCACAUGGCAGUAAACCACUCACUUGAAGAUUAAACUAAGUACCCUCAGCUCCAGAACAUUGCACUCGUAGAUGCCACUCAGUCUCCGUCUUUGCAAAUGGCUUGCUGCUUAAAGGACGAGCUCCUCUGUUCCAUCUGCCUCAGCAUCUACCAGGACCCCGUCAGUUUCGGCUGCGAGCACUACUUCUGCAGGAAGUGCAUCACUGAGCACUGGAGCAGGCAGGAGCUUCACGGAGCGAGGGACUGUCCUGAGUGCCGGAGGACCUUCACCGAUCCCCAUCUCUCGCCCAGUCUCAAGUUGUCCAACAUUGUAGAGCGCUACUCAGCCUUCCCGCUGGACGCCAUCCUCAACGCUCAGAGGAGCUCAUACCCCUGCAAGGACCACGAAAAGGUCAAGCUCUUCUGCCUCACCGACAAAAGCCUGGUGUGCUUCUUCUGCGACGAGCCAGCGCUACACGAGCAGCACCAAGUAACCACUAUUGACGAGGCUUUUGAGGAGAUACAGAGGGAGAUGAAGGAGCAGCUGGCCACCCUGCAGGACAGUGAGAAGGGACACACUGAAGCCCUGCAGCUCCUGCAAAGACAACUCACCGAGACCAAGUCCUCCGCCAAGAGUCUACGCGCAACCAUCGGCGACGCAUUUGAACGCCUUCACCGCUUCCUGCGCGAGCGUCAGAAGAGCAUGCUGGAGGAGCUGGAGAUGGACACGGCCCGCAAGCUGGCCGACAUCGAGCACAAAAUCCAGCGCUACAGCCAGCAGCUGCGCGACGUCAAGGAGGGCAUCCAGAUCCUGCAGGAGCGCCUCAAUGAGACGGGACGACACGACUUCCUGGAGGGAGUAGCCGUCACAUCUGAGAGGUGCUUCACCUGCCCUGAGUUUGAUAGAGCAGUCCCAGUGUCAUCACUGCAGACCGAUAAGAACAAAAAUGUGGUUGUAAACACAUUCGCUUCAAGAAGGAUUAAAGGGAAGAUACAUGAGACCAAUCUGACGUAUGAAGAUUUCCCGACAUCUAAGUACAUGGGGCCCUUACAGUACACGAUAUGGAAGUCGCUUUUCCAAGAUAUUUCACCAGUGCCAGCAGCCUUGACCCUUGACCCGAUCACAGCCCACCAAAGACUGAUCCUCUCAGACGACUGUACCAUAGUGGCCUAUGGGAAUCUCCACCCGCAGCCCCUGCAGGACUCCCCGCGUCGCUUUGACGUGGAGGUUUCUGUUUUGGGUGCAGAGGGCUUUGUGUCCGGCGUGCAUUACUGGGAAGUGAUGGUGUCGGAGAAAACCCAGUGGAUGAUCGGUGUGGCCCACGAGACAGUCAGCCGCAAGGGCAGCAUUCAGAUCCAGCCAAGCCGCGGUUUUUACUGCAUCGUCAUGCACGACGGAAACCAGUACAGCGCCUGCACCGAGCCGUGGACCCGCCUCAAUGUCAAGAGCAAGCUGGAGAAGGUGGGGGUGUACCUGGACUACCACAAAGGCCUGCUCAUCUUCUACAAUGCAGACGACAUGUCCUGGCUCUACACCUACCGGGAGAAAUUCCCCGCCAAGGUCUUCCCCUACUUCAGCCCGGGCCAGAGCCACGCCAACGGCAAGAACGUGCAGCCGCUGCGCAUCAACACUGUGCGCCUUUAAGAGCUGCACACAUCUGUGGUCCUGAUAGAUCCUUCACAGGACUUGUGGAGGUUUCAAAAAGAUAUUGAAGAAAUCAGUUUUUAAAAGUGUUUAAUAGGGUGUUUGAAAUGUUUGUUUCUUUCAGUUCAGUUCAGAAUUGUGCUUGAUGUUGCUCUUAAGUCCUGCGCUGUUAUUUAAGUGUCACUUGAAACGAUAAUGGCCUGCAAUUGAGCUUCUUUUACGCAUCUUUAAUUGAAAAGAUAACACUAGAAGGAGAUAGGCGGACCCCGGGCUCCUCUGGGGUCUGUGUAUGUACAAAAAGAAAGUGAUUAAAGCCCCAGGACCCACCUUGCCAGGGGGCUCCUGAUGUCCCCUUGCUGUCCAGGCAGGGACACUGAAGACUGGUCACUGGUCUUCUCUGUGCUGUACAGUUGGCUUAGCUUUGUGUGUGGAAUGUGAUUCGACAGCACUCGGCUCCUUAUUCUUUGUCCAGCGGUCCACCAUAAACUUCUCAAGUCUUUUCGCAAUGUUUACCCCUGUGUGAGAGCGGGAUCUUGGUUCCCCCUGCAGGUCACUAACACAGGGGUCUGUUCUUUAUUAUUGCAAGGAAAGAACUUGUUUGUCUUGUACAAGUCAUCCAGCCAUUAUUCGUCACAUAAACAAAGUAGUAGUUGUUCGGCUGCCCCUACCUUUCCAUCUUCCAGUGGAAAAACCUGUGUGGAGAGUGUCCGGAGGAUGCUGCUACACAUGGCGUAAAGACAGGCAUGUUUGUAUAACGGGUUAAAAAAAGGAAGUCUCCCAUCAUCCUGGUUGACACUUAAGUUCAUGUUCCAAAACCACAAGUAUGCUAGCCAUCAGCAUUCACUGGUAUAUGUGUGGGGAUUUAUUUUCAAGUACAUUUCACUUUCAGUCAUGAUGUUUGCUCAUUCAAUUAAAAUCUAACCAUCUGAGUACUCAGCCCUGUGAGACUGGGAUCUCUACUUGUUAAAGGCCAUCCUAUCAGAAUUGAAAACCCAAAGGGUUAAAGAUGAAGUAUUACUCACAAAUUACACAAAAACAAUCUGAUCCAUCUUAUAUAAGAUCAUAUCAUUUUAAUUAAAUGAAGUUGAGUGUUUUUGGAAAUGGUGAUUAUCGAUGAAAAUGAUAAAGGAUGCACUAAAAUGCUAUUCCUGUGAGACUGGAAAAAAUCUGUUCUAAUUCCCCUGAGACCCUGUUUAUAUCUGCCCCUCAUGUGCCUCAAGUGUUAUUUAUCAUUAGCUGUCCUGCAGAAUCUGCUCUUAAGAGGCUCUGGUCGCUCAGCCAAGUCCAGCAUACUGAGAGACGUGUCUGUGGGUGGGCGGGCAUGUGCACGGGUUUGUUUGUUCAGCUAUAAUUUUAAAUCCAGCUUUGGUUGUGCUUGAUAAAUCCCAUCUGGCCCUCUGAGCACACCCAUGUGGUGGCCAAGAGUGAUUAUUAUGAAAUACUUGGGUAAAUUGGGUAACACCUUAAUAGAUCGACACUACCAUUAUGAAAUAAGAAACAAUAAAGAACAUCACCUCAACCUCCCUCUGCCAGUGUGUGUGUGUGUGUGUGUGUGUGUGUGUGUGUGUGUGUGUGUGUGUGUGUGUGUGUGUGUGUGUGUGUGUGUGUGUGUGUGUGUGUGUGUGUGUGUGUGUGUGUGUGUGUGUGUGUGUGUGUGUGUGUGUGUGUGUGUGUGUGUGUGUGUGUGUGUGUGUGUGUGUGUGUGUGUUUGAGUGUGUGGUCUGUGUUGUCCAUUUAAAAUGAGAUUGGGGCAGUGCCCUUGUUUUUCUAGGAUUGGAUUCCUGUAUGUGCAGUACGAUGCAGACUAGGGUCAAAUGGUGAACAUCUGAAAAUGAUUUGUGGUAUUUGUUUAGAAUUGCACCGAUCUACAGUACAUGAGCAUGUUUCCAGAAGCAAUUCUACUUCGGUAUAUAAAACCCGAAGCAGUUUUUUCUUCUGGGAUUAACUCGGCAAGACAACUCGUGUAAUUAUGUGUGAAGAUAUGUCCAAAACGUUUGAACAGUCAGGCCAGUAUUGAGUUAUUUCACUUGUUUCUUAUUUAUUUUACCUGAGACGUAGAUCCUAACCAGCUGGUGCUUCAGAAAAACACUUACAUUUGACCCUGUUUUGUUGAGCUGCAGAAUUCAGUCUGUUCCAUGUCCUUUUGGGGUUGGGUUACUGGUGGUGGUGGUGAUGCUUAAUGUUAAAAAUGAUUCAUGAUGAUAAUGAUAACUAUGACACUUUUGCUGAUUAUAAUGAUGAUUGUGUCUUUGAUGAUGGCCUCUUUAAACCCAUCAUUGUGUGAACGCUCUCUAGUGUGCUUCAGCCGCAGCUGAGGUUUGUGGGAAAUGUGUAAAAUAAAUGACUGCUAAAAUCA